GCGGUGCUCGGAACGCGACCAGGAGGGCGACGCCGCGGCCGCAGCCAUGGGUGCUGGGCCUGCGGGGCCGCGGAGGGGGCGCGAGGAACUGCCGGGCGGGGCUGAAGAGACAGCCGCCGGGACUGGCCCUGGACGCUGAGCUGCGGUGGGGCCCCCGCCUGCUCUUGGCGGGCCAGUGAGCGCGAGCGGGGCGCGUCGGAGGAGCCGGGCAGCCGCCGGCCACCUCAGGGGGGCCUCCCUGGCUGCCGGGAGGAUCGAGAGGGUCGUGUGGGCACAUCUGGGGGUGCGUGGACGCCGCCGGGCGCUUUUCAGGGGCCAGGGAGCGUCUGCAGGGGCCGCGGCACACCGGCGGGGGCACCGCCGGGGCCCAGCGCCGCCUCGGUCGAGCGCCCGGGGCGUCCCUGCAUGGCUGAGCUGCCCCCUUGCCGGCCGCCCGGGCGCCGCAGCGGCUGAGAUCGCUGGGAUCGCCGGGCCGCCGCCGCCCUCGCCGCCCCCUGCAUGCCCGGCGCCCGGGUCGCGGCCCACCUGGACGCGCUGGGCCCCCUGGUCCCCUACGUGCCGCCGUCGCUGCUGCCCUCUAUGUUCUACGUGGGCCUGUUUUUCGUCAAUGUGCUGAUCCUAUACUACGCCUUCCUCAUGGAGUACAUUGUCCUCAAUGUGGGCCUCGUCUUCCUGCCCGAGGACAUGGACCAGGCGCUCGUGGACCUCGGCGUGCUCUCCGACCCCGGUUCGGGCCUCUACGAUGCCGACUCGGAGCUCGAUGUCUUCGAUGGUUACUUGGAGUAGGCUUGGCUACCGUCCUCCCCUCCCCCCCAACGACCCGCAACCCUCGGCCUGGACUGGCCGCCCAAAUCCUGCCGCCGCUGCUGGUUGGGGGCAUCGUUUGGCCAGGGAUGGGACCCCCAGGACGAGGCCCUCACUGGCCUCCAAGACCUGUAAGUGCCCUUUCUGCACCAGAUGAGGAUGGGUUGGGGCGCUGGCGAAGAAGAGGGUGGCAUCUCCACACCGGACACACACCCUUCCCCCAGGCUUGGGAUUCCGCCAUCCACCUCCUGGAGGUCUAUUUAAGAUGCCAGGAAUGGCCAGACCCCUGUUAGGCCCUUAGUUGGGGCUGCAAAGCUUUCCCCGGUGAAGGUGACAGUCGUUGAGGGGAAGGGAGGCUGAGCCUGAAUGGUGUUGGGUUAGCCACGGUACCUACUGCCACAGCUUGUGGAAAAGCCUUUGCAGCCAGAUCCCUUUGAGGCAGAUCUGUCAGCACCUCGCCUCUGCCUCCAUCUGGCUUGAUGGUGACCUUGGUUUUUCCGGAAUUCCCAUAGUCCCGGAAGGAUAAAGACUUGGAGUGUCAGAAGAGCUAACACGCUGGGCACGACCACCUUUGUCCCGUAGCCCUUUCGGGGACUGGGUGGGGACUUGAGAGCAAGGGCUCAGGGCCGAGGGCGUAGGAGGUGAAAGCUCCUUCAGCAAAGUCUGCACUUCCUUUUGGCCUUGGGUUUGCUGCCGUUCGGGAGUCGGGUUUCAGGGUGCCGGGCAGUACUGCAGCUUGGAGCUGCCAGGGCCGCCAGUUUUGCAGGUUGCUUUUGCAGACUAGGCAAGCUGGGGCUGGCUCCGCCUACGGGGUUUGCAAGAUCUCAAGGAGGAGUAGGGGCCACAGGAUCUUUGCACUGAGGUGUUAAAGCUCUGCCGCUGGGCUGCGACCAGGAAGCUGCGUGUCCUGCCCCACCUUGUGUGUCGAUGGGAGGAACAUGAAGGUCCAGGAAGGAGGAGGGCUUGGCCACAGUCUCCCAGCCGGGAAGAGAGGCGACUGCACAAGAUGAGAGGACACACAGGCACUUUUUGGCUGAGCCCCUCCGCUGUUCGGUGCUGCCGUAUCACUAAGCACGGGACCCGAGUGGCAGCGAAGGGAGGAUAUCGAGGUAGCAAGGGCUCCUUUGAGAAAACAGACACUAAUGCCACUCGCCCCAUGCAAGCUGAGUUAACGCCCCUCCUCUUGUUGCCUGUCUUUGCCAAGAUGACCAUAGUCAGAGGGAAUGCCGGAUGGGGCAGGACCCACUGGUGGUAGUGCUGGGGGCUGAGGCUCCCCUGAGGGACGGACAGUGACAUUUCUUUGAGAAAAGCUUCACUUGAGCUCAGUGCGACCUUAACAAGAACCAGGUGCCAGGCAGAGUGUCAGCACUCUUGCAUACCUACCCAGUCUGCCUACCUACCUGCCUGCCAUCCAUCCAUCAAUCCGUUCUUUGAUUGAAGAAAAAUAUUUACUGAGUACAUACUGUGCCUCGUGGGUGAACACAGUGAACAAGAGAGACUUAGCCCUGGCCCUCCUGGCACGGGGAGAGAAGACACAAGCAGAUUCCCAAGCAAGGCCUGCUUCCCCCGAGAGCUCCGUGCCAACAGAGAGGUUUCUGUCCAGACCCAGGAGGGUGGGGCAGAGAGAUGGAGACUGAGAGCCGAGGCCCGGAAGGCCUGUACCCCUGUCCCCGGGGAAAGGCAGGGGCGUCCGAAGACCUCCCCCCACCUCAGCGUCGCACAAAUGGCCUUGCCUUGGCUUCUGACCUUCGCCGCGGCGAUGGAUGUUUACAGGAACCCAGCCAGAGUCUGCCUCCCCGCUCUUCACCCCCGACCGCUCCUGCUUCUCCACACUUCAUCUUCCGAGAGGAUGCUUCAAACUGCGGACCCACUGUGGAAGCCACUCCCAGCUCCGUUGGAGGCCAGCGGAGCCCAAAGCUUGGCCAGGUUUGGCCCCGAGGCUGGUCUUAGAUGCAGCGACUAUUUCAGGGAGUAAGUCAGAAGGAAAAGAAGCCAAGGAUCGUGUCGGGGGCGAGGGUCAGGCUUGACUUAUUCAUUUCAAGUUGCUCGUUCUGCAUCAAGUUGCCAGGACUGAUCCGUCAUGCGGGGGGGUGCCUCGCUGCUCUGCUGGCCAGAAAUGUUUUUGCAAAUGUGAGCGGUAUGAAUACUUGAUGUCGAUAAGCCUGUAAAAGCAAUACUUAGGAGGCUGACUUCUUUCAAUUAAAAAAUGUAUGCAACCAA
Messenger RNA from Leopardus geoffroyi (Geoffroy's cat), 3024 nucleotides. RefSeq names its product Dexi homolog (gene DEXI). The record is from RefSeq and is a predicted model, not a curated record. Bases 499 to 786 code for a protein of 95 amino acids. The transcript is spliced from 2 exons. NCBI's taxonomy places the organism in Eukaryota, Metazoa, Chordata, Mammalia, Carnivora, Felidae.